Molecule: messenger RNA, 354 nt
Organism: Akanthomyces muscarius
Lineage: Eukaryota; Fungi; Ascomycota; Sordariomycetes; Hypocreales; Cordycipitaceae
Exons: 6
Coding region: 1-354 (117 amino acids)
Source: RefSeq, a predicted model, not a curated record
AUGUCAAGAUCUGUCGGUUCCUUUGCGGCAGUACCUUCUUUCUGCAGUGCCCUGAACUUGCACCGAAUGGAACCCGCUAGCUCUGACUGCAAGUUAGCGCUGGCAGCUCGAGAUCACGGCCUCGUCACCAGUGGCCUCACAUUGCCCUUCGCUCCAACCAGUGCGACGGCAAUAGAACCGGCAACUGGUACACGGCUUUACUUGCGCCCAAACUGUGCUGGGCAGCCUGUCAUGCUUGAUCUUCCUCUGCACAGCAACAUCAAUUGCAUUGGUGGCCACCUACGUGGUUUCAACAAACACAUGCGGUCAAUACAAGGCUGGCACACUUCAAUGUUGGCAUCAGACGCCGUCUGA